UAUAACUGUCAAAAUUGUCAAACAAACAAAGCCAGCCGCUGUUCACGGCAUUUCCAUUUUAUAUUUUUUGUUGAUAAUUACUAAUUUUAGAACAUAAAUUCUGUGAAAAUGGCGAUGCGUGAUUAUGCCGCGGACAAAGAAGCUUUGAAGAACUUCUUCGUGGAUUUCUGCCAGACUGAUGACGAGGGGCACAAGGUGUUCAAGUAUGCCGACCAGCUCACCCGCGUGGCGCACCGGGAACAGACCGCAUUCCUAGUAGAGCUGGACGACCUGCACGAAGCGAACGAGGAAUUAGCCGAGGCGGUGCUGCGCAACACGCGCCGCUACACCAACAUGGUCUCCGACGUCGUGUACGACAUGCUGCCCGAGUACAAGCACCGGGAGGUGGUUGCCAAAGAUUCCCUGGAUGUGUACAUUGAGCACCGCAUCAUGCUGGAGGCGCGGAACCACCGCAUCCCCGGGGAGAUGAGGGACCCCCGCAACAGAUACCCACCAGAACUUAUCAGGAGAUUUGAAGUGUACUUCAAAGACCUGUCCUCAUCAAAGUCAGUGCCAAUCAGAGAGGUGAAGGCUGAACACAUCGGCAAGCUGGUCACAGUGAGAGGCAUAGUAACCCGCUGCACAGACGUCAAGCCCCUCAUGGUGGUGGCCACCUACUCAUGCAGCGCGUGCGGCGCGGAGACCUACCAGCCGGUGCGCGGCCUGCAGUUCACGCCCCCGGCGGUCUGCACGGCCGACGACUGCCGCCUCAACAAGGCGUCCGGACAGCUGCAUCUGCAGACCCGGGGGUCCCGGUUCCAGAAGUUCCAGGAGCUUAAGAUUCAGGAGCAUUCAGACCAAGUCCCCGUGGGGCACAUCCCACGUCAACUCUCCGUGUACUGUCGCGGUGAGAUCACGCGGCGCGCGCAGCCCGGCGACCACGUGGCCGUCAGCGGGAUCUUCCUGCCACUACUCAGCGCCGGGUUCAAGCAGAUGAUGGCUGGGCUACUGUCGGACACGUAUUUGGAGGCUCAUAGCGUGCACUGCAUCAACCAAUCAGAGGAGGGCGAGCUAGCCGAGGCGCUCACAGAGGAGGAGCUGUCAGAGCUAGCAGAUGAGGACCUCUACUCGCGCAUGGCUCGCAGCCUCGCACCCGAGAUCUACGGACAUGAGGACGUCAAGAAGGCUCUACUGCUGCUGCUGGUUGGAGGUGUUGACAAACGACCAAACGGCAUGAAGAUCCGCGGCAACAUCAACAUCUGCCUGAUGGGGGACCCGGGAGUGGCCAAGUCGCAGCUGCUGGGCUACAUCGAUCGCCUGGCUCCGCGCUCGCAGUACACCACCGGCCGCGGGUCUUCAGGGGUUGGACUCACCGCCGCCGUUAUGAAGGACCCGUUCACUGGCGAGAUGAUGCUGGAGGGCGGCGCGCUGGUGCUGGCGGACCAGGGCGUGUGCUGCAUCGACGAGUUCGACAAGAUGGCGGAGGCCGACCGCACCGCCAUACACGAGGUCAUGGAGCAGCAGACCAUCAGUAUUGCUAAGGCGGGUAUAAUGACGUGCCUGAACGCGCGCGUGUCGAUCCUGGCGGCGGCCAACCCCGCGUACGGCCGCUACAACCCCAAGCGGACCAUCGAGCAGAACAUACAGCUGCCGGCUGCCCUGCUCAGUCGGUUUGACCUGCUGUGGCUCAUACAGGACAAGCCUAACCGCGAGAAAGACCUCGAGCUAGCCAAGCACAUAGCGUACGUGCACCAGCACUCGUCGCAGCCGCCGACGGCGGUGGCGGCGCUGCCCAUGCGCCUCGUGCGCCGCUACAUCGCGCUCACCAAGCGCAAGCAGCCGGCCGUGCCGCGCGCGCUCGCAGACUACAUCGUGUCAUCAUACGUGGAGCUACGUCGCGAGGCCCGCAACGCGCGCGACGUCACGUUCACCUCGGCCAGGAACCUGCUCGCCAUCCUGCGCCUGUCCACCGCGCUCGCUAGACUCAGAUUGUCGGACGUGGUGGAGAAGGAGGACGUGUCGGAGGCGAUCCGGCUGGUGGACAUGUCCAAGCAGUCGCUCACGCACGUCGACGACACCAACGUGCAGAGAGGCAUCAGCGCGACGGACCGCAUCUUCGCGGUGGUGCGCGACCUGGCCGGCAGCAGCAAGACCGUGAAGGUGGCCGACGUCAUCGAGCGCUGCGUCGACAAGGGCUUCAAGCCUGACCAGGUUGAUGCUUGUAUCGAGGAGUAUGAAAACCUGAACGUCUGGCAAGUCAACCAAGUGAGGACGAAAAUUACAUUCAUGUGAAAUGUAUCGAGUAGGUUAGUCUUUCUCAGUUGGAUGUUGUAUGCCAAGUAAGAAUACCAGUGUGCCUGAAAUUAAUCAAUAAGUUAUUUGUAAGUUAUCUCUAUGUUAUCUGCCUAAUAAUGACUUUUGUAAUGUAAGCAUUCGAAUACAAUUUUGAUUUUGAUAUUA
Messenger RNA from Plutella xylostella (diamondback moth), 2439 nucleotides. It is a transcript of the gene Mcm7, whose product is annotated as minichromosome maintenance 7. NCBI's taxonomy places the organism in Eukaryota, Metazoa, Arthropoda, Insecta, Lepidoptera, Plutellidae. Gene Ontology annotation, molecular function: single-stranded DNA binding; ATP hydrolysis activity; single-stranded DNA helicase activity. Gene Ontology annotation, cellular component: nucleus; MCM complex. The record is from RefSeq and is a predicted model, not a curated record. Gene Ontology annotation, biological process: DNA replication; double-strand break repair via break-induced replication; DNA replication initiation.